This is a messenger RNA of Henningerozyma blattae CBS 6284, 1986 nucleotides long. It is a transcript of the gene PHO84, whose product is annotated as phosphate transporter PHO84. Gene Ontology annotation, molecular function: phosphate transmembrane transporter activity. Gene Ontology annotation, cellular component: membrane. The record is from RefSeq and is a predicted model, not a curated record. Bases 1 to 1986 code for a protein of 661 amino acids. NCBI's taxonomy places the organism in Eukaryota, Fungi, Ascomycota, Saccharomycetes, Saccharomycetales, Saccharomycetaceae. Gene Ontology annotation, biological process: phosphate ion transport; transmembrane transport. The transcript has a single exon.
AUGGAAAAAACUCAAUCAAAUACCCUAGCUAGAAAACGUACUACUGCCACCCUUAGCGCAGGUGGUAAUGCAGCUUAUCACAAUUAUCUAAACGAUUUUGCAGAUAUCGAAGAUCCUGUGAAACGUCGUCAGUUGGCUUUACAAGAAAUCGACAAUGCGAAAUUCGGUUGGUACCAUAUCAAAUCAAUCUUGGUCGGUGGUGUUGGGUUCAUGACCGAUUCCUACGAUAUUUUUGCUAUUAAUUUGGGUAUCACCAUGAUGAACGAAGUCUUUUGGGAUGGUAAUAUCCCAUCGUCGACUCAAACUUUGUUGAAAGUCUCGACCUCUGUAGGUACUGUUGUUGGUCAAGUCGGGUUUGGUGUUCUUGCUGAUUUAUUGGGUAGAAAGAAAAUUUAUGGUUGUGAAUUGAUUAUUAUUAUUGUUUGUACCAUUUUGCAAACCAUGUGUGGUCAAGCCCCGGGUUUAAGUUUCACUGCAAUGUUGACAUUUUAUAGAAUUGUUAUGGGUCUUGGUAUCGGUGGUGAUUAUCCAUUAUCCUCUAUUAUCACUUCGGAAUUCGCCACCACUAAAUGGAGAGGUGCCAUCAUGGGUGCUGUCUUUGCUAAUCAAGCAUGGGGCCAAAUCUUUAGUGGUAUCGUGUCUAUUGUUUGUAUUGCCGCUUAUAAAGAUCAAUUGAAACCUGCUUAUGAUUCGGCGCAUUGUGGUCCAGAUUGUAAAAGAGCUUGUGAUCAAAUGUGGAGAAUCCUUAUUGGGUUCGGUGCCAUCCCAGGUCUUGCAGCUUUGUAUUUCAGAUUAACUAUCCCAGAAUCCCCACGUUAUCAACUGGACGUUGUUGAUGGUUCUCAAGUGACACAUAAUUCAAAUCCUUCGAGCAAUGAAUCUUCAAACUCUUCUGCUACCCUUUCUUACGACAACAAAGAUGAAAACAUUAUUACUAAUGAACAAGAGAUACACGUACAAAAACAUUCUAGUCGUGUCGAAGAAAUUGAAGCCAACGAAACUUCUCCUCUUGGUAAGACUCUAACAACACCAGAAGCUGCUCCAGACAAUAAGGCCAGUUUCAAAGAUUUCUGGGCUCAUUUCGGUCAAUGGAAAUAUGGUAAGAUUCUUUUGGGUACUGCUGGUUCUUGGUUCAUGUUAGAUGUUGCCUUUUACGGGUUAUCUUUAAACACUGCUAUUAUCUUACAAGCCAUUGGUUAUGCUGGUUCUAAAAACGUUUAUUACAAAUUAUACAACUCUGCUGCUGGUAGUUUAAUCUUGAUGUGUGCAGGUUCCUUACCUGGUUAUUGGGUUGCUGUUGCUACAAUUGAUACCAUUGGUAGAAAACCAAUUCAAGUUGGUGGGUUUAUUGUUUUGACCGGAUUAUUCUGUGGUAUUGGGUUUGGUUAUCAUAAGUUAACUGAUGGUGGGUUAUUGGGUCUAUAUAUUGUGACACAAUUCUUCCAAAAUUUUGGUCCAAACGUUACUACUUUUAUUGUUCCAGGUGAAUGUUUCCCCACUAAAUAUAGAUCUACAGCUCAUGGUAUCUCUGCUGCCUCAGGUAAGAUUGGUUCCAUCAUUGCUCAAACUGCCUUAGGUACUUUGAUCAAUCACCACUGUGCUAGAGAUGGUAAACCUAAGAACUGUUGGUUACCACAUGUGAUGGAAAUCUUUGCCCUAUUCAUGUUAUUAGGUAUCUUUACCAGUUUAUUAAUCCCAGAAACCAAGAGAAUGACUUUAGAAGAAAUCAGUGCCAAAUACCAUGAUGAAAAAAUACCGGGUUAUGAGCAUUUAUGUUCAGAUGCUCCAAAGGAUGAUUAUCCAGAAGAAAAUGAUUUCGGAACUGAAUACAAUCAAGAUAACGAAUAUGCAAAUGACAUAGAGAUUCAAGAUUACAACGGUACAAACGAUUACGAAUAUGAAAAUAACAACCUCCAUAACCAAGAAGAAGAGGAUGAAUAUAAUAACCGUAGUAUUAUUGAAACUGAGAAUUUCAAUAAAAACUAA